GAAUAGCCCGGCUGUUUACCUGACGUCCGUGACGCCGCUGACGUGCCGCCUCGCGGCUCCAAAUCCAUCUUUCAUUGGGCGAUGACGAGACAACGCCACUUUAUUACAAAUAAAAGCGCAUGCGACGUGGACGCGCCCCGCUGGGAGUGUGUGAAAGACCACGACGACUUUUGUAGACACUCAUCAAGAAGAAGGAGAGAUGCUCGCCACUUUAGAAAGCGGCACCCGGGAAGAUGCAAGCAGCUGCACCAAAAAGUGACAAGGCAACUAACGAGCAACUCAACAAGAUUCCUACAACAAGAGUCCACAAGGAGGUGCUGAAAUCAACCAAAAACAUCCAAGUGGCAGUCCAUCGUCAGACCUCACUGCCGUCGAACCCCCUGUACAAAACCAGACUCGGGUUCCCGCAAAUUCCCAUGACUCAACAGAAAACAAUCUCGACGCCCGCCCAACAAGUCUGUGCUCGAGUUAACAAAAGCUCUUCCAGGAACAGAAUCCUCACCUCCCAGUCACAGUGCAGAACUCCAGAAUCGGUUCUCCGGGAUACCAAGCGAUGCCUGACGCCAUACGAGCAGAACGAAAUCAAGGAAUACCGCCACGUGUGGUACCUGGGAGAAAAGGCCAAGAAAAUACGACGCUCCAAAGACUCCACAUCGGCAACGGAGGGCGAGUCCUUCGACGACUCCAAAGGGUUCUACAAAGUGAGGGCUGGAGACCACCUGGCCUACCGCUUUGAGGUGCUGGGGGUGAUGGGAUCGGGACUGGCCGGAAAGGUGCUCAAAUGCAGGGACCACAAGACCAUGACACUUGUUGCCAUCAAGGUCUUUCGAAACACUGCAGAAGGUCAUAAGAUGGCACAGACAGAGUUGGACAAUCUAAAGACCCUGCAGCGACUAGACAGGACCAACAAAGCCAACAUGGUCCACAUGAAGGAGCACUUCUACUUCCGCAGUCACCUCUGCAUCACCUUUGAACUAUUUGAAAAGGACCUCCAUAAAGCCUUAGUGGAGAGUAAAUUGCGACGACUGUGUGAGACCGACAUCAGGAAAUAUGCCAUCGAUGUGCUCAAGUGUCUGAAAGUGCUCAAAGAUGUGCAACUCAUCCACGGGGACUUAAAACCGGAGAAUAUUUUGUUGGACAAGGAAAACAAUGCAGCAGUGAGUGACUUCGGAGGGAGCAUCUUUAUCAGAGGUCGGCCCACCAAUCAGACGCUGGCCUACAUGGCUCCGGAGCGUCUCCUUGGCAGGUGUUGUACCACAGCCUCGGACAUGUGGAGCCUAGGCUGCACGCUGGCUGAGCUCGACUGGGGUCUAUUUCUCUUCAAAGGAAAAGACAAAGGCGACAUUUUCAACUGUAUAACGAGGGUGCUGGGCCUACCACCAUUAGACUUGCUGGCUGCAGCGAGCAGGAAAAACUACUGUAUUGACGGCUCGGAGUCUGAAGACAAAAAGCCACCAAAAACCCCUCUGGCCACCAGACUGAAGUCGAAAAAUCCAAAGUUUCUGGACUUUAUUCGGUGCUGUCUCGAAUAUGAUGCAACAAAGCGGCUCACCCCGGAGAAGGCUUUGCGACAUCCCUGGAUCAAGCAGGCAACCAAACAUACUUAUAACAGACCAACGAUAAGCAGCUUACUGAAGAGAGAGAAGAUUCCUCCGCCAAUGUUGCAGCCGACGACGCAAUUCAAAUAAGUUCUUCAGAUCAACAAUACCGGACUGGAUGGCCACAGCCUUUUUCUUUUUUUUAGUUCCUGCCACUCCUAAAUUGACCAAUCGACCGAACAGUUCUGAGACUUUAUGACACGUUUGUACCAUGUUGCCAAUCACCAUUUGUGUAUGGGAAGUAGGUUAGGAAACUGCUUUUAAAAAAUGGUUUACAUAGUUCCAUAGUGGUUUUCAUAACAUGUCUUGCUUGACAUUGUUUCUCAAGUUACCCUAAGGAUCAAAAAUUACGUUACACUUUACACCGUCUUUUUUGAGCCUUGACGAACUUGGCUUGUUUUGAGUGGGCACUUCUGUCUCGCCACCCCCCUGCCCCCCAAAACUGCAGGAUCAUCAUCUGUAAGUAAGGAUUUUGUUACCAUGAUGCUGAUGAUGAAAGUGGAUGUUAAAAAACAGAAAAAGGAUUCAUUGAUUUAAUCCGUGGAAGAGGCACUUCGAUAUAGCACAUUUACAUCACAAGAAUGAAUGAUCGCACAAUUAAUUUCUUAACUACACAAGUCAAAUGUACACAAAAUCUCCACUUUGAACAUUGCCAUCCAUGGCUACCCCUGUGCUAAGUAUGCUAUUCUCAUCCUUAUGUUUGAAGAAUUGUCUGCUCUUGAGCAGAAAGUUGUGCUGAAUGUGCCACAAAGUGAAUUUAAAACACAAAUAUAAUUAGGAUGACAGGUCGAGGUCCCAGCGGCGGUCGGCAGGCUGCGAGAUGCGGUGAGCCUGACCCUGUGAGUUUACAAAUUGAGAGGAUGAGGUCAAUGAGCUGUCUGCCUGACAAUGAAAUGACUGAUGCCUGCAAAGUUUUAAACGAUUUUGGUUUGACUACAUUCACUACAUGAAAGGCAAUUUUGAAGAAAAUGGUAGAAGAUCAAGGUUUGAAGUGAAUUGCAAGGAUGUCAGAAGAAUGAAAAACAAACCAGCAAAUGGCUCAACACAAUCCAGAAACUUGAAUUCCAUAAAAUGGGGGACAUGUGUACCAGCUAUUUGGUAAAAUACAUUGAAAAGAACGCACAAAGGCAGAAUUGGGUAUCUGAUUAGGAUAGUGGGAAAGCGGUAUGAGCGUGUGUCUUCAUAUUCAUGUGAAUAGUGAUUUUAGGAUGUUGACAAAUGGGCUGUUUGUAAAUUGACACCACAUUACUACAUUAUGAGAUGUGCUGUGGGCUAGAGCACUACCAGCUACCUCAAGCUACGAGCAUGAGAAGCAAAAUUAAGAAAAAUGAGUGCUGCUGCAAAUCUUCAGAAACAACUGAGCAAAUUAAUGGAACAAAUGAUGGCAAUGGAAAGAAAUUUGAUGAUGGGAAAUGAAAAGGGCUCUAAGGUGAAUGGUUCAGAUUAUAUUUAAACCAAGUCAAGCUUGUGUUAGGCUAUGGACAUAAAAAUAGAUGUUUUGAAUCAAAUCUUUUGAGUCUCGCUUGGAAGUUUUGUCUGCAAAAUGCUGACAUUUCUUGGGGGUGCAUCGCUGACCCAAGGCCACAUGCAGUGUGAACAUGACUAAUGCGCAUGGCGCGUCGCCGCGGAUGCAACCGCUUUCCUUGGCGAAUGGCAGGAAGCCGCAGGCGGUGCAGGGAGAGUCAGACAUCAUCGCAUCAAGGUCCAGCACGCUUGAGUAAGCUUGUCCAUUAAUGAUAAGACUAACUUGCUCCAUUAGAGCUAGCUAAUGGGCUUUCUCUACAGCAAACCACAUUGUGUGUCUGAUCACUCCUGAAUAGGAUGAAAAGUGUAAAAUAAAUGUUCCGCCUUGAGCCUGAAACUCAACAAAUUGCCUUUGUGCUUGUACUGCAUUUUUUUCCACUGUUGAAAACAGUUCCUAGCUCCUGCAUGUUGGUUUUGUGAAAAUAUAAACCCAAACACCCAAAAGGCAUUUUACGCUGCACUUUUGGAUGACACUGUGCCUAUGCUUGAAUAGUGGCCUCUGAGGAAGUCAGUCUUUUUCCUACUGGUUGGUCUAUUAGCACUCUGAAAUCAUUCCACCAGGCCAUCUUCUAUUGGAGGCACCUGAGCCCUCGUAGCACAUAGACAAUGACUUGGUCUAUUGAUGGUGCGCUGCACGUUGCGAAGUGAUUGCAGUAAUAGUCCCCUGGUAUAUUCAGCACAUUGGCUGCUUUCCAGUCCAUUCUUUCAAUUGCAGAUUUUCACCGCCUUUCUUUCUAGAGGCAAACUUGAAACAUGACGUUUGCAUAUAAGAUAGAGGACAUAUAAGGCUCCUACAGCUGGCAAAGUGCGAAAGUUAAAAAUUGCACUUGCAGCAGUGGACUCUGUGAUCCUUCAACAGGCGGUGUACCGUUGCCAUGGCAACAAGUCUGACCCAACCAAUACACAUACUGAAGUAAACAAUUAGAAUAACUUGAAUAAUUCCUUGACCAAAUAAAAUGUCAAUGUAAAAUGUUAGAGCCAUGAGGAAAAUUUGGUUAAAUUAUAAAUGCAGCCUUUUGAAUAAUUAGAAUUUAAUAGAUGCAAGGCGUUUGGUUUAUAUUUGAUAUUUUAUUUAGAACAAAUUUAUUAAGAGCACCGAAGUAUUUGGGCUCCAUUGGUUGUCCUGUUUUUAGUAUGUUAAGAGGCUAGAUUUAUGUAAACAUCAUUAGGAAUACAGUAGGGCAUGGAGCAACACCUUUUUUUUGACCGUACUUCGUGUUUGCUUAUUUCGUACUUUAUGGGAACUGAUUUCGUAUUUCGUUUGAGUGUAUUGUAGAAGUUUUAUUAAUCCAUUUGAUAAACCCUUAAUUUGUGUUCAAGAAAAUAAAGCGAUUCAUUUUUUUUUGGAUCAACAAUGGCGGCCUCGUGUAUUCCUUGUCGUCGCCGUGGAAAGGAAAAGCCCGUCGAAGAAAAGCACGAGUCAAAAACCUACAUGCCCUGCUGACGUAGCGACAAAAGGAUAGUAAGUUGCCGCUACAUAAAAUCUUGGCCUCAAAGCUUGGCAUGGAUCAUUUUUCCACACGGGGGAAUGGUACUGCAGUUGCAUGCACCACUCUGGGUAGAAAUGAUUAUUUCACACUUUAACAAGGAAGAUAAAGUGCAAUGUGUACCACAAUUAGCAACGUCCCCCAUCCCCAACAUCGAGCUAAUUGAAUACAGCGUACCAUUGCUAAUUAGAAUAUAUUGAAAUGCCCUGCAUGUGUUCAAGGAUAUAAACCGCUUUCAACUGCUUCACUAAGUAAAUGGUAAGAAAACAGGGGUAAGAAGCACAUUCAAACACGAGAUGAUGUUAGCUGAAACUCCCGCGGAAUCUUUUAACCCUUUCAGGGACAGCGGUCGCUACAGUGGACAGCCUAUCAUGUUGCCAACUCUACUCAUUCACUGAUGCCCAUAUCACUCAACAGGCAGGGCCUUUCAAUCGAUGGAAUAUUCAGUAGAAAACUCAAUUCUAUAAACAUUCGUUAGUCGCUGCCCGACUAAAUAUUCUUCAAUUCAGGUGCGCCUGCCACGCAGCUCAUAGGAUGGUUGACCUCUGCGUGCAAAGUCAUGUGUCGCUUCCAGCGCAAAGCUCAAAUAUGUAUUUUUUUUUUGUUGUGGGCCAGUCUUUUUUUUUUUUUUACUUUAAUUCGCUUAUUUCAAGCCUUGUAGCUAUAUCACUCCUAUAAAACCACUUGAUCUUAGAAAGUGCCAUAACACUUAAGGGGCCAUAAAUGAACUCCCUACCUCUUAACCCUCUAACCAUACCUCGUGACCCCAAACCCCUAACACCUUAAGAAGUAAUUCUAAACCUAACCUUAACCCCUGAUCUCAGGCCAGGCAGACAGAUUUGGCCCGCGACAUUAUAAGCAUGCAAAUUUGUGUCACAGUUAUCACAGUGUGGCAGAAGUGCGGACAAUUUUUCUGAAAUACACAGGGAGAAAAAGAUUUCAGUGGUUGUUUAUCUCACACUUGAUGUGUGGGUAGACACUACAGAGACUCAAUAUUUGUAUAGAAGCAAUACAAUUUUUAAAGGCCCCUCAUUUUAUAUUUUUAUGGUUGAUUUUUAUUUUUCUUGAAGUGGGAUGCUUCACGUACACACACACACACACACACACACUUGCACA
Messenger RNA from Hippocampus zosterae (dwarf seahorse), 5725 nucleotides. Its product is annotated as dual specificity tyrosine-phosphorylation-regulated kinase 4-like. The coding region runs from base 234 to 1688 and encodes 484 amino acids. Lineage: Eukaryota; Metazoa; Chordata; Actinopteri; Syngnathiformes; Syngnathidae. Gene Ontology annotation, biological process: peptidyl-serine phosphorylation; peptidyl-threonine phosphorylation. Gene Ontology annotation, cellular component: nucleus. Gene Ontology annotation, molecular function: protein serine/threonine kinase activity; ATP binding; protein serine/threonine/tyrosine kinase activity. The transcript has 13 exons. The record is from RefSeq and is a predicted model, not a curated record.